GAUACACAUAAUCUCUUUUCAUCUGUAUGUUUAGACGUUUAGCCACCUCUCCCAUAUUCAAACGAGCCAUGUCCACGGAAAAGCCAAUCAUUUUUGCCCCAGAGACUUACCAAUACAAGAAGGGAACUUUGGAUGCCACCGAUCUUAAUGUCAGUCCUAUUGAACAAUUCCACCAAUGGUUUGCUGAUGCCAAGGCUACCACCACCAAGGAAUCCCUGUUGAUCCCAGAGGCUACCACUUUCUCCACUGCAAGACUUCCUUCAGGUCGUGUUUCGUCACGUAUUGUCUUGUUCAAAGAACUUGACCUGCACGGAUUUGUGGUGUAUUCCAAUUGGGACAACUCCAAGAAGGCUCUUGAUUAUGAGUCGAACAAAUAUGCCUCUUUGACAUUUUUCUGGCCACACAUUGAGCGCCAAGUACGAGUCGAAGGGGUUAUGGAAAAAGUUUCUCGUGAAACUCUGGAACGUUAUUUCAACACUAGACCUCGUGGGUCCAAGAUUGGAGCAUGGUCAUCCCCACAAUCUCAAAUCAUUAAUGCUCGUGAUGAUUUGGAUAAACUUUACAAAGAGAAUGAAGAAAAAUUUGCCGACAAGGCUGAUGAUGAGAUCCCAUGUCCUGAGUACUGGGGUGGAAUGAGAAUCGUUCCUUUGGAAGUUGAGUUCUGGCAAGGUGGUAUGAGUAGACUUCAUGAUAGACUUACUUACAGAAGAGACACAGUUAAUGGUGAAUGGGAAAUUGUUAGAAUAGCUCCUUAGAUACGAAUACAUGAU
This is a messenger RNA of [Candida] anglica, 770 nucleotides long. Lineage: Eukaryota; Fungi; Ascomycota; Pichiomycetes; Serinales; Debaryomycetaceae. The record is from the annotation of a GenBank genome assembly.